Messenger RNA from Pomacea canaliculata, 3404 nucleotides. RefSeq lists its product as uncharacterized. Lineage: Eukaryota; Metazoa; Mollusca; Gastropoda; Architaenioglossa; Ampullariidae. The transcript is spliced from 5 exons. The coding region runs from base 842 to 2452 and encodes 536 amino acids. The record is from RefSeq and is a predicted model, not a curated record.
GUUGAAGGUGUUCAAAGAACGCUGUGGCUCUGUUGAUAAUAUUUGAUGACAACAUCUGCUCUUGUCAUUGGAGAUCGGUUCGUCCUCUGCACUUGGGUGGAUUUGACUUUUGUAGUUGGGGCGAUCACGUGGCUAGGACUGGAGCAACAUGGCUUGUGGCGCAAUGACAGUGAGCCGCUAAACAAGCAGUCUCAUUGCGAAUGUACUCACUUGACGGCAAUUGUGUGAACACUCGUACAGUAGGGCCAACGGUUGGUCAGAAGUAUUCUAGAAAAUGCUUUCUGUCAACACGCAACGUUUGCAAAACUAAAGCUCGAACUGUCGGACACAAGUCUGGAUUGGAGGUAAUGGACUAGAGAUGACACUUACACAGGCCAGUCGGCCAUGGAGACAUUUGUAUCGUCAUGCGAGGGGAUCAUAAACAGGAAGGUCUUCAUGGGGAGGUUAAACCGUAUUAGUCACAACCUGCAGCUGUAUAUGCAGCAUCACACAGGGAUACCAACAAAGUAUUACACAGUCGGUCUACUGUACAGUAGACAUUUGUACAUCUAUUUCUCGACUAAAGUUGCUCCGCGUGUGCGGCGCGCUGUGUAAAUGGUCGGUCACACUUCAUCAGAUAGAUGGAGAGAGAGACAAAAAGAAGAUGUCAAGCCAAAAAGGCCAGGAGCCGAAACAACUUCGGUAGAUGAACUUUGUCCUCAUCUUAACUGGAGUUUCAACUGCCGCGAGAAACUGUCCGUCGUGACUCACAUCUUCCCUCCCAGCGAGAAAUGUUUCCCGGUGAGCACACGUCCUGCCGUCGACCUGCGUCCGCCCAGUGCAGCAGCUGAGGGCAGAGGACAUGCAGGUCGCCGCGUGGUGGACGUGGAUGCUGGGGGUCAGCGUGACGGUCACCGUGACGGCCAGUGUGACGGCCAGUGCAGCUGUCGGUUUCCAUGGAGACACACAAGCUUUACGCUUCCAGCCACCGAGAAGACAAACAAGGGAUGUUGUUAUGGUGGAGCCUGCAAGAUACAGGGCAGAGCCUCCAGGGUCCAGGGCAGAGCUUCAAGGAUCCAGGCAAGAGACUGCAGUUUGGAGCAGCGGAAAAGCAAUUUCCGCUACAACUGUUGUGCUUGCCUCCCUUGUGACCAGCACGAGCCUCGUCCUCUGUGUCUGGUUCGCAGCCAAAGCUCGCCUGCAGUGCUCCAGGAAGCUGCGGAUGAAUCUGUCUGUGCCAAAGCCGCAGUGUUUCAGGAGAUGUCUAGGAGCAAUCAGGAGGUUGAGGCAGGACACCGGCAAUGAUGAUGAUGAUGAUGAUGACAGCAGCUUCUACACCGACGUGGCGGUGGCACCUGACGACUGCCUCACACAAGCGGCGGUGUCCCCUACCUGCCACGCGGCAAGUGUGUCGGGUGGACCGGACUACACUGACGUGGCUUUCCCGGGUGUCCGUGACUACACCGAGGUCACUCUCUCGCCUGGACCGCACUACGCGGAUGUGCAAGUGGUGAGUGGGUCACGUGGCUCUGACAAUGCAGCUGCUGGUCUGUCCAGUAAAGGUAGUCGGGUACUCUUUGUGAGGGACUAUUCGGAAGUCAAAGACGUGAGCAGUGACCGAGUGGGCAUUUCGGGUAGGCCGGAGUAUGCCGAAGUCUACAAACCUCACCAUGGUGGCCGGAUGGAUACCUUGGGUACGCCUGAGUACACCGAAGUCUACAAACCUCAUCAUGGUAGUCGGAUGGAUACCUUGGGUACGCCUGAGUACACCGAAGUCUACAAACCUCAUUAUGGUAGUCGGAUGGAUACCUUGGGUACGCCUGAAUACACCGAAGUCUACAAACCUCACCAUGGUGGUCGGGUAGUCAUGCUCGACGACCGUGAGUACACUGAGGUAGAUGUGUCACCUGUAGAUGGUCGGGUGUUUGUCCCGGGUGGGUAUGAUUACACUGAUGUCAUGGUUUCUAGAGGAAACGGUCAGAUGCUUAUGUCGGGUGGCCACGAGUACACGGAAGUAGAAUUGUCGAGGACAGAUGACUACACAGAGGUCGUUGUCCCUCCUGAGGACUGUCGGGUGGUCAUGUCGGGUGCCCUUGAGAACCGGGGGGUGGGUCUUUUUAGGGCCAUGGCUGGGGUGGACGUACCGGACGACCUACAUUACGCCGAGGCCUGUGUGACAGACGUGAGGACGGGUGCUGCCACCCAAGGACCUGAGCAGUACAGCCACCUGGAGAAGUGCGCACCCAGGGGCACACUACAGGGUGUGCCGCGCGCCUAUAACCACGUGGUGGUCGUAAGGGCCAGACAUCAGGCGUGUGAUGACAGGGGCCAGGCUGCUGGUGUGGUCAAGCUGACCUCUGACACUGAGUACGAUGUCAGCUCCGUCACGAGUGAGGGAUGUCGGGUGAAGGUCAUCGCACAGCAGUACGACACACUCAACAAACAGUUUCCACCCGGUCCUGCCAACACGUGACCCCACCUCCACCACCUCCACCACCAACACCACCACCUCUACCUCUACCACCCUCCUUGCCACUCACAGCAACGAUAAGAACAUUAGUAGCGACAGCAUGUACACCAGCAACAGCGACGUGUACGGCAAAAAAAAAAAGAGGAAAAAAGAGAGGAGCGAAGACUGUUCCAUGGAAAGACGAUAUUGACAGUGGCGGACACACAGGCAACCAGCGAGACUGCAAGACUGACAGACAGGUCAGGGUUGUGGCAGCUGACAGUCAGAGGGAGAAGCAGAAUGCGGAUGGACGUGUUUCUGAGAGGCAGACUGACGGUGGAAAAAAGCAUGAAGAGAAUGAGUGACUGGAGCUGUGGACACUAACACUAAUCAUUUAUAUAUGUUUAGAUAUUUAUGUAACCAUUCAUUAAAUACAUUUAACGACACACAUAAUUAUGUAUAUAUACUUGUAUAUACAUCGACGAUGUUUAUGUACUUGGAUCUGUAAACGUUAUUAAAGGGACAUAACAGCUUGUCUGUCCUCUAGACACUGAUUACGUCCCCGUUCAAGAAGUGGGUCGACCUGUCCUACAUACACCACAUUGCUCCCUCCUUCAAAGCUACUCUUCCUUUUUUUCUUUCCCAUGGAUUUGCGACUCGCCCUCCCCCAGCCAGCAUCUUUCUCUCUCUUUCUCUCCACUCAACGACCCCCAGCCUUGAUUAUUGUUGUUGUGUGAGGUGACCCCCAGCCUUGAUUAUUGCUGUUGUUGUCUGAGGUGACCCCAGCCUUGAUUAUUGUUGUUGUUGUGUGAGGUGACCCCCAGCCUUGAUUAUUGCUGUUGUUGUCUGAGGUGACCCCAGCCUUGAUUAUUAUUAUUGUUGUUGUGUUGUUAACCCUGACCCCAGCCUUGAUUAUUGCUGUUGUUGUUGUGUGAGGUGACAGCCAGUCCCUCCAUCAAUAAAUGUCUCAAACGUG